CAAUGGGUGGAACUGUGGGUGGCUGGCCAUGGUGGCUGGGCCUCCUGUUCGGCGCCGUCCCACUGCUCUGCCUCGCCGCCUGGCACUUCACCGACGCAUGGCACUGCGCAGCCUUCGCUCUCAAAUACCGCGGCCGUGGCAGCAAUGGCAGCCGGCGGCGCCUCCCGCCGGGACACAUGGGCAUCCCCUUCCUCGGCGAGACGCUCUCGCUGCUCUGGUACUUCAAGCUGGCCCGUCGCCCGGACGACUUCAUCGGCGCCAAGAAGAGCGCGUACGGCGGCGGGGCGGGGCUGUACAGGACGCACCUAUUCGGCGCCCCCAGCAUCAUUGCCUGCUCGCCGGCCGCCAACAGGUUCGUGCUCCAGUCCGCCGACACCUUCGGUGCCCGGUGGCCGGUGCCGGAGCUCGUCGGUAUCAGGGCCGUGGGGAACGUGGAGGGCGCCAGCCACGCCAGGCUCCGCGGGUUCAUCCUCGCCGCUAUCAACAAGCCGAGCUCGCUCGGGACCAUCGCGACAGUUGUGCAGCCGCGCAUCAUGGCGGCGCUGCGAGAGUGGGCGGAUAAGGGUACCAUUGUCGCGGCCACGGAGAUCAGAAAGGUGACAUUUGCUAACAUUUGUAAGAUGUUCAUAAGCAUGGAGCCAUCCCCUAUGACCGACAAGAUCGACCAAUGGUUUGGCGGCUUGGUUAAUGGCGUGAGGGCAUUCCCGUUAAAUUUCCCAGGGACUACAUCUCAUGGCGGUCGAAAGUGCCGUCAGAAGUUGAACGCAUUCUUCCGGGAGGUGCUGGAGGCAAGGAAGAACGUGGACAAGUGUGAUGAUUUGAUGAGUGGGCUGAUGCAUAUUGAGGACGAGCAGGGGAAGAAGCUGAGCGACGAGGAGGUGGUGGAUAACAUCGUCUCCCUCGUCAUGGCAGGCUAUGAGUCCACUGCCAGUGCCAUCAUGUGGGCUACCUAUCACCUCGCAAAAUCCCCCUCCGCCCUUGCCAAGCUUCGAGACGAGAAUAUAGCAUUGGUCAAAAGCAAAGGUGGUUCGACGUUGGCGAGUUUGACAAUCACCCGUGACGACAUCCCCAAGAUGAAGUACACAACAAAAGUGGUCGAGGAGACAAUCCGGAUGGCCAACAUUUCAUCGAUGGUCUAUCGUGUGGCGAACAAGGACGUGGAGUACCAUGGCUACACCAUACCGAAGGGGUGGCCGGUGGUCGUGUGGUUGAGGUCAUUGCAUACCGACCCGAAUUACUACCAGGAUCCCCUUACCUUCAAUCCUGACAGAUGGGAUGAACCGGCAAAGACAGGAACAUACCAGGUGUUCGGAGGCGGCUACAGGAUCUGCCCAGGCAACAUGCUUGCCAGGCUGCAGGUGACCAUCAUGCUGCAUCAUCUCUCCAUCGGCUACGAAUGGGAGUUGCUCAAUCCCGACGCAAAGAUAAAUUAUCUUCCACAGCCAAGGCCAAUGGAUGGUGCAUCCAUGGCUUUCCGUAAGCUUAGCAGCUGAUCGUUCGAUCAAUCACAUUCCAGUCUACCUUAGUGCAUCUUUUUGUUGAAGGAUCGGAUUUAUUAUAAAGAUUCACCGGAAAUACAAAGCACCUUACCAUAAUAAAAAUUACAUUGAGAGUCAUGGACCACCGAACGACCAUUGUUGCCGUCAGGACGAGUCGCCGACACGCUGCUGUUGCCGCUCCCAUAUC
Molecule: messenger RNA, 1686 nt
Organism: Triticum aestivum (bread wheat)
Lineage: Eukaryota; Viridiplantae; Streptophyta; Magnoliopsida; Poales; Poaceae
Product: ent-kaurenoic acid oxidase 1
Exons: 5
Coding region: 3-1493 (496 amino acids)
Biological process (GO): brassinosteroid homeostasis; multicellular organism development; brassinosteroid biosynthetic process
Molecular function (GO): monooxygenase activity; heme binding; iron ion binding
Source: RefSeq, a predicted model, not a curated record